Molecule: messenger RNA, 1365 nt
Organism: Chenopodium quinoa (quinoa)
Lineage: Eukaryota; Viridiplantae; Streptophyta; Magnoliopsida; Caryophyllales; Amaranthaceae
Product: serine/threonine-protein phosphatase 7 long form homolog
Exons: 6
Coding region: 1-1365 (454 amino acids)
Biological process (GO): meristem development; meristem maintenance
Source: RefSeq, a predicted model, not a curated record
AUGGAGACAGGAGACGCACUCCUUCCAUCUACCUGUUGGGGAGGCGACUGUCACGCUGCGAGACGUCGCGAUACUCACGCGCCUUCCCAUCCAUGGGACUUCAGUGACAGGGGUGUUUUGGUCGACCCCGCAGGUUUGGUAGCUCGGGUUCUAGGUGUUCAGCCAGAUCCCAGUGAGAUCAGGGGCACCGCGUUGAGGAUAAGCUGGCUACGCGACACUUUUCGUGACCUACCUGGACACGCUGACGACGCCAUAGUGCAGAGAUACACUAGAGCUUACUUGUUUCUGCUCAUCUCGGGCAUGUUGUUUGGAAACAAUAGCGGAAGCCAUUUACAGCUUAUUUACCUGCAACUGUUAGACCACGACUGGGAUCAGAUCCGUGGAUAUAGUUGGGGUAGUGCUUGUUUGGCGAUCUUGUAUCGCCAGCUGUGUAGAGCAUCCCACCGUGGAGCAGCUGAGAUCGGAGGUCCUUUGAUUGUGCUACAGUUAUGGGCUUGGAAGCACAUCCAUGUGGGGAGACCAGGUAGGCCUGCUGUACAUCGUGCUGGGCAGUGGGUGGUCCCCAGACUGACACAUGCGCAUGGAGCGAGGGGUCUUCCGUACUAUCGUGACGCGCUCGAUCGACUCAACGAGGAGCAGGUGAUGACAUGGGAUCCGUAUCUUGCUCAUUUGGUAGAGGCAAUGCCUCUACAUUUUCUCGAUUAUCACGCAGAGUGGCGUGUAAGGACCCCCAUGAUCUGUUUCGAGGUCGUGGAGAGUCACCUACCGGACCGAGUGAUGCGACAGUUUAGGCUACACCAGCCUAUCCCCCUGGAGUAUGACACUAGUAUCCGCCUCCACGAUAUUGACCGUCGGGGAAAGGCGGAGACAAACUGGUCGCAGGAGCAUUGGCGUUUCAUUGAGCUUUGGGACCAGCGGUUGGAGUCUGUCGUUGCCGGUCAUCCGUUUGAGGGUGUUAUGGAUCCUCGUGAUCCUUACAUGGUAUGGUACAUGCAGAUUACACGACGUUUCAUCAACCCUAGCUACACGCCACCAUCCACACAUUACCAUCCAGCUUAUGACGUUAUUUGCGGCCUUGCGGGGGAUGUGAGUGCGAUGGUUGAUGCACUAUCAGACGCCUUAGCAGGCAUACCCACCAGAGCCCAGGUGGAGCGGGUGCGAGAUAUGGGCAUGGAUACCUUACAGAGAUUUGUCCAUGGCCAUCUCAUCCAGCCGCGGGACGAUCAUGGACGCCGGUCGUUCCAUUCACAGUUCGAGUUAGGACAGAUGCUGUUGGGGUUGUUUCGAGUGUUGAUGGUUGUUGGUGGUGGUAGAAAGGUUUGGGCUGGUGGUGGGAAUGCUCGUGUAUUAUUCGGGGUGUUUUGA